UGAUUAAUUAUCUGAAACUUUAAUUAACAUCAACAAGAGUAAAUCAACAAUUAACAUUUUUAUCUAGUUUUUAAUUAUCUUUCUUUUCUAAUCAACAAUCGCCGAUAGGUAAUCAAUGUUUUUCCUUCUCGUUUUCCUAAUUCGAUGAUGUUUCGCGUGUUCAACUUUCUUUUUUAUUUGUCCAUUUUAAUAACCAAAAGAGAAAUUGAAUCAAUGACAAUUUAAUCUUUAAGAUGAUCAUUUCUAAACUAAGUCAAGUGUUGAGUAAAUCUUUUAACCGGUUAUCACUUUUUAAACUUCAUGAAGCAAUUGAAGCGAAACAUGACAAAUAUGGAUCAAUUCGUGUGGAAGAAAAAUAUUGGCCUGUUAGACGGACAAUCGUUUACGUUUUUAAUCCAUCCGAUAUUGAGAAAAUUUUACGAGCCCAAGGUAAAUUUCCCUAUAGACCUGCGAAUGAAUUUCUGGUUAAAUAUCGUUCAUCUUUACCUGAUCGUUAUCCGACAAUUGGAAUUGGUAAUCUACAGGGUGACAAGUGGUUCUCUCAACGCCAGUUAAUUGCUCCUAUUUUAUUAUCCAGUGGUGUUCUUAAUUCCUAUCUACCUCAUCUUAAUGUGAUUACCGAUGAUUUUAUCACUUACCUUGGAUUCCAACAGAAUCAACAAGGUUCCAUCAAUGAUUUAUUAACUUGUACCGAUCAAUUUUCCCUUGAAUCGAUCGCCAUGAUUUGUUUAAAUACUCGACUUGGUUGCUUAUCAACCAUAGAACCUUCAGAAGAUGGUAAAAGAUUAAUUCGUGCGUCUAAAAAUCUAUUCAAAUCAUUUCAAAUUCUUUACCAUGGUAUUCAAUGGUGGAAAUUCUGGCCUACUCCCAGUUAUAAGAUGUUCGUUGCCGCCGAAGAAGAGAUUUACAAUGUUUCUGGUAAAUACGUUGAUCGUGCUUUAAAUGAGCUAAAAAACGAUGAUCAAAAUUCGUGCCAUGAGAAAGAUGAUUAUGAUUUAAAUGAUGACAGUAAAUGUCUUUUGAAAACUUUGCUAAAAACGAAGGGUUUAGAUAGAAACACCGUACGAACUACAGCUAUGGACUUUAUGGUCGGUGGUAUUAACACUGUUUCCACUUCGCUCUGUUUUCUUCUCCAUCAUUUAUCGGUUAAUCAUGAAAUUCAGGAGAAAUUAUUCCAAGAAUUGGUCCAAGUUAUCGGAAACUCACAAGUCGAUGUCAAUGAGACACAUUUGAGUCGAUUACCUUACCUGAAAGCUUGUCUAAAGGAAAGUUUUCGAUUGACCACAGUUAUACCGAAUUUGGUUCGAAUUCUUCCUGAUUCGAUCUCUCUUUCAGGUCAAACUAUUCCAGCAGGAGUUCCAAUUAUGUUAUCCUUUGGAGUUAUUUGUAAACAUCCUGAUUAUUUUGACGAACCGGAAACGUUUCGACCUGAAAGAUGGUUAGGUGAUGCUCGCAGAGCGAUUCAUCCUUUUUCUUUACUAACUUUUGGCCUUGGUAAUCGAAUGUGUGCCGGUAGAAGGAUGUCCGAAAUCGAGUUGUACAUUGCAACGGCCAAAAUUAUUCUCAAAUAUAAAUUGUUAUCAGAAACACCUAAAUUAUUAUUGAAACAAGACUUUAUCAUUAUCCCGGAAAAUCAGAUCAAAAUUCGUCUCGAACCAAGAUGAUUGAUAAAAAAAGUUAAUUGUAACCAAUACAAUCAAUCAAUUGACCAAAAUAAGUGGCGAUCAUUUUGAUAAUGGAUUUGUGAACCUCUUUUGCCAUUGAUGCCUAAUGUCUUUCUUUUAAUUAAUUAAUUAAUUUAUACAAAUUCUGACGAUUAAUAAAUUGAUUUAAUUCCAUUGUUAAUUAUAUAAUACAA
Molecule: messenger RNA, 1858 nt
Organism: Panonychus citri (citrus red mite)
Lineage: Eukaryota; Metazoa; Arthropoda; Arachnida; Trombidiformes; Tetranychidae
Product: ecdysone 20-monooxygenase-like
Exons: 3
Coding region: 234-1664 (476 amino acids)
Molecular function (GO): heme binding; oxidoreductase activity, acting on paired donors, with incorporation or reduction of molecular oxygen; monooxygenase activity
Source: RefSeq, a predicted model, not a curated record